AUGAAAAUUGAGUUUCCAAUGUCUGACUGCGGUGAACUCGACUCCUUCCUUGGCAUCUCAACGAUCUUCAAUGAUAAAGGUCUAUUCCUCAAUCAGAUGAAGUACGCAGAAGACAUCAUUCAACGAGCAGGGAUGCAAGACUGCAAGCCAGUGGCCAUUCCAGUUGAUCUCAAGUCCAAACUCAGUGACCAAAUUGGAACGCCGCUGCAAAAUCCAACGGAGUACCGCAGCUUAGAAGGAGCAUUGCAAUACCUCACGUUCACUCGACCGGAUAUUGCCUAUGUCGUACAACAAGUAUGUCUCUUCAUGCAUGAUCCCAGAGAUCUCCAUAUGCAGGCCCUUCGUCGCGUCUUACGCUAUCUUCAAGGUACCAAAGAACAGGGUCUUCAACUACUAAAGCACCAACCGCUGAAACUAACAGCUUACACAGAUGCUGAUUGGGCGGGAUGUCCUACAACUCGUCGAUCAACUUCAGGCUUCUGCUUGUUUCUUGGUGACAAUCUUGUCUCGUGGUCAGCAAAGAGACAACCAACGGUGUCUCGAUCAAGCGCGGAGGCAGAGUAA
This is a messenger RNA of Brassica oleracea var. oleracea, 564 nucleotides long. RefSeq lists its product as uncharacterized. The transcript has a single exon. The coding region runs from base 1 to 564 and encodes 187 amino acids. The record is from RefSeq and is a predicted model, not a curated record. Lineage: Eukaryota; Viridiplantae; Streptophyta; Magnoliopsida; Brassicales; Brassicaceae.